ACAUAGAGAGGGAAAUCGCGCUGGAGCUACUUGGCAAGACAUUUGGAAAACUGAAUUGACGUGGAAGGAAAAAAAAUUGUCUUUUAAUCUACUUAAUUCGAGAACUUCUGCAUUUAUCCUGCUUUUAUCAUUACAUCUACCGAUUAGGAACAUAUAUUGUCAAUAAAAGCGAGAAGCUAUGCGACAUUUCAAGCGAAUAGGUUGAUUAACAGUUUGGUUGUACUCGUAGAAUCCCAUCAAAAUCAGAUCUAGAGGCAUUCGUUAUCAAAAGUAAAUUUUUUCGCCGUCUCAUAACCAUGGAUGGAACGUGGAUCCAUCACUUCCCAUCCAAAACAAAAAAGCAUUCAAAACGAUGGACUGAAAAGGGAGAAACGGCUCCAAAGAAAGCAAAGACCGUUCCAUUUGCAGGCAAGGUCAUGGCGUCGGUUUUUUGGGAUGCGCGUAGAAUAAUUUCCAUUGACUAUUAAAGGCAAGCAUUAUGCGAACUUAUUGCAAAACUUGAGCGAAGAAAUCAACCGAAAAUGGCCGCAUUUGGCUAAGAAGAAAGUGUUGUUUCAUCAAUACAAUGCACCAGUUCACAUAUCCGUUAUUGCAACGGCCAAAAUUAAUUAAUUAAAGUUUUAAUUGCUAUAUCAUGCACCCUAUUGUGCAGAUUCGGCCUCCUCGGAAUAUUUUCUGUUCCCAGACAUGAAAAAAUUGCUCGGUGGUCAAAUAUUCUCCAACAAAGAACAGGUGAUGUCGACAGUUAAUCGAUGGACGAUUCUUAUUAUAAAAAUGGUACCGAACUUAUUGAACAUCGCUGGAAAAAGUGUGUGGAGCUAAAAAGUGAAAAAUUUUUGUGUUUUCUCUGUGGGAACUGGUACUUCUGGGACCAAUCUUGUAUAGAACUGGAAAACUGCGCUUGUAGACCAUCAUUUUUGUAUUAUCUGCCGGUUUUAAUAUGUGAAAAAUUUCUUCGCUUCAAUAUAAACCUGUCGCAACUAGUUAAGACUAGUUUGUAGUUCUAUAAAGUGUACCGGGCUCCCACUCGGGAUCGGAUUAUAUUACAGAUCAAGGGAAAACUUUUAACAAACGCAGCCUGAGGAAUAAGUGGAAAUUAUUUCCAAAAGUUUAGAUCCACUACAACAGGACCUAUUUGAAAAUAUAGAAGUGAAAAACUGAAGUAAAUUUUGUGAAAUUUACCCGAUUAAGUGACACUCUAUAUAGUCAUCAACAAAUUGUGCGCAUUUUUCUUUCUACAAUAUUUAGUAUAUCUUUUCAAAUAAGAGGUAGGGGAGAGUGGUAAUUUCGUUAUGAAAAAAUGCCUGUAAGUCCGGUUCUGCUUAUCCGAUUUUCAUAAACUUAAUAUUGUUUGAAACAUAUUUUAUCGAGCAAUAAAACACAUAUAAAUUCUAAACAAUUUAGUUAAUAACGUCAGCGCUACAGGGCGUUGUUUCAUAAAUCAUAAAAGUUUAAGUAGAUUUUUUAAAAGUGAACCAAAUGUUUUUUCAUUCCCGAGAUAUCUUAAGAAUUGUGUAAACUAAAAUUUGUAAACCGAAAAUUUAUUCUGAAUGUAAAGUUCUUCCACUUAAUAAUGUUAUUAUCUUACUAACAACGAGAAUUAAAACAAAACAAACCAUGUAACAAAUCUAACGAUACCCGUUGGAUGCGAAAGAUCCGCUAUCGGGGUCAUUGGUCUGUAAAUUUGUGACUCGGGUGGGGUCAAAUAAUUGGACAUUUUCGUUCAAAUGAGACAGUUAAUAGAUAAAUUAUAUUCUGCCGCUUCUUUUAGAAGACAAACCAGUAGCUUAUUUAUGUUCAGCACCCUUUGAUCAAACAUACCCUGACAGGUAGAUUUGUUUGGCCACCAAGAUCACCAGACCUAACAAAGUGAACAUUGGAAACAUUGCUACCAUUAGUCUUUUCGUUGUUAUACAUUUGCCCCUUUUUCCCCUACGUAACGAUACAAAAUUUUCUUUUUAACGAAUACGCGUCGCUAACCGUUCCGAAAAUAAUGCCCCAUCUUUAGAUUGUAGCAGGGCGCGCAAAGGAAAAGAGGGUUGAAAAGUGUUGCGCGCGCAAUUACAUACCGUAGUCAUGGCUGCCUCGAUAUGGCACGCACUGAAUUUCUCUAUCGCACGCUCUUAUUCAUUUUGAAGAAUUCCGAUGAAUUUUUAAUGUUGCAAGAAAACGUCACUUAAUAGAGAAAGUUCAUCAAGCGGAAAAUACAAAAAAUCGCGUUGUGUUUAGUGAAAAAAUUGAGCAUGUUUAUAGUGGCAUUCGGUGAUCGGUUUUUUUAAUUAAUAAUAAUAAUGAUAAGAAGUUUAAUUUAAUUUUUUAAAUAUGAAAGUGCGGUUUUCAAUAUAAUAAAUAUUUUCAACGUCCUUAUGUCCAGGGUGCCAAAAAGGGAAUUUAGAAUAGAUUUGAAAUUUCGACCAAACUUCGACCAAUUUAUCUGUUUUGUUUAUGUUAAUUGUUGACUGAUGAAGGAUCUGAGAUUUAUCGAUAGGUAUUUUUGAUAAUAGCUCAUAUUUGAAAUUCAAAAAAAAAACGUUGUUUUGAACCAAAAUUCGAUUUUCAUAUUGAUCCUUCUCAGUUGUAGUACGUUGACAAUAAUAAACAAAUGUCGAAAUCUGCACGAAUUCUAAUAAAAGUGUAUUAAAAAGUGUGCGAAAUUCAAAUGAGGAUAUUGUUUAACAAAUAAAACGAAGUGUUUCGAUGGUAACCGUACAAUAUUCCACCCCGAUGGAUAUUUUCAACCACCUACAUUGUUGAAUGGAAACGUACACCAUGUGAACGCACUUACACUCGCACAGAAUGUGACUAAUGAAAAAAUCUGAGUAGUUAUGCUAUCGUGUGUGUCAAAUAAAAUAGAAACAUUACUAAAUCGAUAACAAACCAAUGUCAGCACUGAGCGUUUAGUGAAAAAUAAAUAUGGAAGUUCUCUGAUUGUAUAAUGCUGACAUUAUUAUUUUUGUUAUGGUCCCUGAUACGCGGUUUGAAGAAAUCUACUCAGACGUCGUCGCAAUCACCACAACAAUCCAGCACUACCCCCAUAGAGGAUCCAACUCCUACGCCGAGUCCGGAUCCCACGUGUUCGCCCUCUCCAGAACCGGAAUUCGUUAGCGAAAUGUCAUCCCGAAGGAUAUCUUCGGAUAAUUACCGGUCGAGGUAUUUGCCAUUCUCCCGCGACUCCUCCAUAGACGUCGGUAACGAAAGCCGACCCUCAGUUACCAGCAUUUCAUCGUUUUCGACGUCAUCACGGAUCAUCGGUCAAAGAUCCGUGGACUCUCGAACAAGUAUAACGAGUUUAUGGUCUUCGGAUAUGUCUCGACGUGAUUCGGAUGCGAUACCCGAGCACGAGCACGAGAUGGACUCAAGCGGCGAUUCGAGAAGUUCUUUCGCUUCGGCAUCGGAUAGUUCGAGGAGAUAUUCGGAGACUAUGGCGAAGAGAAGAAGAAGCUCCGCUAGAAAUUCGCAGAGGAGGAGUUUUAGGAGAUUUCCUUUGAGCGCCGAUAGGAGGAGAACCACUGGAAGUUUUGAUGUUGAAAAUGGCGCCAGUCCCGGUAGAAGUCCAUUGGAUGGAGCCGCAUCCCCAUCAGCUGGACUGGUUCUUCAAAAUCUUCCUCAAAGAAGGGAGAGUUUCCUGUAUAGAUCUGAUAGCGACUUCGAAAUGUCGCCGAAAUCCAUGUCUAGAAAUUCUUCGAUCGCUAGCGAAAGGUUCAGGGAGACAGAGAACAUAUUGGAAAGAUCUCAUGGGGAAGACUUGAUCGUCACACCAUUUGCACAAAUUCUUGCCAGUUUACGAAGUGUUCGCAACAACUUCCAGUGUCUCACCAACUUACCCCCAAAUAAAUCUAGGCGUUCAUCUGGUGCGGCUAGUGCUAGUACUACACAACCAAAAAAUUUGAAUCCCAAUGAUGAAGCAUACAUGAAACUAGCAAUGGAAACCAUGGAAGAGUUGGAUUGGUGCCUAGAUCAACUGGAAACGAUACAAACUCAUAGAUCUGUCUCCGACAUGGCUUCCUUGAAGUUCAAACGUAUGCUGAAUAAGGAAUUGUCCCAUUUCUCAGAAUCUAGCAAGUCUGGCAAUCAAAUUUCCGAAUACAUAUGUUCCACUUUCCUUGAUAAACAACAGGAACUGGACAUUCCGUCUCUUCGAGAUGAAGUGCCGGAAUUUCCGAAGCCAACUCAACGCAAGGAACGCGUACGGGGUCCGCACUCAACAAUGUCCCAAAUAUCUGGCGUUAAUCGCAAACCAUUAUGUCAUACGAAUUCUUUUACUGGUGAAAAAUUGCCGUUACAUGGAAUAGAAACUCCGUUCGAAGAAGAACUAGGCAAGUGUUUAAUCAUGAUCGACCAAUGGGGCAUUGAUAUUUUCCGUAUCGGAGAAUUGAGCAACGGCAAGCCUUUAACUUGCGUAGCAUAUACGACUUUUAGCAAUAGAGAUCUUCUCAAAACGAUGAACAUCCCACCGAAAACUUUUAUUACUUUUAUGAUGACUUUAGAAGAUCACUAUGUGAAAGAGAAUCCGUUCCACAACUCGUUGCACGCGGCUGAUGUAGCACAGGGUACGCACGUUCUUCUCAAUACGCCCGCACUGGAAUCGGUUUUUACGCCGCUCGAAAUAACAGCAGCGUUGUUUGCAGCUUGCAUCCACGACGUAGACCAUCCCGGACUAACGAAUCAAUUUUUAAUAAACUCCAGUUCUGAAUUAGCUCUUAUGUACAAUGACGAAAGCGUUCUAGAGAAUCAUCACUUAGCUGUAGCCUUUAAAUUACUUUCCAAUGAUGGUUGCGACAUUUUUUGUAAUAUGACCAAGAAACAGAGGCAGACUCUCAGGAAAAUGGUCAUAGAUAUGGUCCUUAGCACCGAUAUGUCUAAACAUAUGACUCUUUUAGCAGAUCUGAAGACUAUGGUGGAAACGAAAAAAGUAGCCGGCUCGGGGGUACUUCUUUUAGAUAAUUACACAGACAGAAUACAAGUGUUGGAAAAUUUAGUGCACUGUGCUGACCUUAGUAAUCCUACCAAACCUUUAGCUCUUUAUAGACGUUGGGUAGAUCUUCUAAUCGAAGAAUUCUUCCAACAAGGGGACAAAGAAAGAGAAGCCAAAAUGGAUAUCAGUCCGAUGUGCGAUAGGCAUUCGGCAACCAUAGAAAAAUCGCAAGUCGGUUUUAUAGAUUACAUAGUGCAUCCUUUGUGGGAAACUUGGGCGGAUCUUGUACAUCCUGACGCCCAAGAUAUCUUGGAUACUUUAGAAGAGAAUCGUGAUUGGUAUCAGAACGCGAUACCGCCCAGUCCCCCUCCGGAAGAGGCUCCCGAUUCCCAGCGACCAGGCAUCAGAUUUCAAGUUACAGUGGAAGAAGGCGAGGGUGAAUCUGAGGAAGGUCCGAUGUGACGGAAACUAGGGGGUCUCUGUAGAAAGCUCACUGAAAAAGUGCAGCAAUGGUGGCGUGUCAGACAGUAAGCGCAAGCGCAGGCGCACGCGCACUGACUGAUGAACGUUACACCGCGCAGGCGCGGGGUUUAUUGUGUUUUGCAAUAUAUGCUUGACUGAAAUUUUGAAUUUUUCGGGCUGAGAUGCCAGCCUGUUCUUAUAAUAUAUCGCAGAUUUCCUGGGAGUGUACUCUUUUUCGAUUUUAAUUUUGUCGUUUUAGUUUUACCUGUCGAAUCUUGGUAGGAUGAUCGCUUUGUGGCUCAAUCGAUUACAGAAAAUGAUUACUUUUCAAGAGAAUUAAGCCACUAAUUAUUCAUUCAUUUCAAUUUUUUAAUCGAAAACCAUCAAAGUAUCUAGUAUAUUUCUCUCUUUAACUUUUUUUUAGCUUGUAUAUUCAUCUCUAAAAAAUCAUACGGAAUGUUUUGUCCAACAUUAUUUUAUUAUUCCCUUAAUACAUUUUAACUAACUUCAUAGUAAAAACAAUUAAUUUUCUAUAUUAUGUCUAACAAAAGUUUAUUCAUCACUGUCAACAUACCUAUUGUAUCUUAAUUUUAUAUUUCUCCUCAAUGUAUUCCAAUUUUGAUUCUUCUUUUUUCUGUUGUUUGAUAACACAACAUCAGUUUUAUUAUAUUUGAGUUGCCUUUCAAUAUUGAGAUGAAAAGGUUCAACGGUUUGAACCAAUUUAAUCUAUGAAAGAAGAAAGCUGUCAAAAUGUAAAUAUAACCGCUUCGUUUUUUGUAAUUGCAUCAGAAUGAUUUAAAAGCAUAAUAAUAUAGUAGAAUGGUCGAAUUUUUCAUAAUAAAUACAGAUGGUUUUUGAUGAAAUAAAAUUUUUCUAGCUUCAAAUUGUACAAAAAUAUAUCAUGUUAGCGAAUAUAUAAAUAAAUUUUAGAAUAACGUCGACAAAAUUAAAAAAUGAUUUGAUUGUGACGGCAAGCUUAACUGUUUUUCCAAAAGCGAUUUUGUUAUAAAUAGGUAAUUGUCUUUUUUUCUAUUUGUUUUUGUGGAAAAUGUAUAUAUUUAUUUAUACGAUAUUUUGAAUGUAGGAAAGAAUAUUGUUUGUGAUUUUUAUCAAUUUAAAUUAAAACUUAUUCCUAACCAACUGAUUUUUUCAUUUACUAAUCAAUAAGGUUCUAAGUUUUUGAGAUUAAUUAUUUUUAAGAAUCAUCUUUUAGUUGAAAAAAUGAGUAAUUACAAAAUGAUCUAUUUUGUAACUGAAAGUUACAGAAUUAAACAAAGUUAUAGAAAUAUGCCAUAUUGGUACCACAGUUUAUUCAAGAACCUGGAAGUGGCUUAAAUCUAUCUGAAAGAAUUUCCUUUGUAUAAAAAUGAAGAGACAUAUUAGCAAUAAAAGAAAAAUAAAGUAUACUAUCGCUUGAAAUAGAAAUUAAAAUGCUUUUACACUGUUUUCUUCAAACCGCAUAGAAACCUCGAAUUUUCUGCAAUAUCUAGUUUAUUUUUAAAUAAUUCCAGCAUCUUACUUCAUCAAAAAAAAAUAUAGACAAGUAAAAAUGAAAUUUCAUCAUAGAUGAUAUGGAAAAGGAAGCAUGGUCUAUAGGAUGAAUCAAAUUGUACAUGUUUGAUAAAAUCAUAGCUCAACUUAUGUUGUCAGUUCUUCCUUUAAACUAAUUGUAAUUAUAUAACAAAUGUAAAUAUCACUGUUAUUGUCUUUUGUGUAGAAAUUGAACCGUAAAGUUCGAUGUAGCCAUAAAGUAGAUAUCCGCUGCCGACAAUAUUUUGGCCUUUCAACAUCAACCCUCAGUGUCACACGCCUUUUAAUUAGAAAGAUACUCUCCCUGCUAACAGAACAUUUUUGUAUAUAUAGUUCAUAUCUUGUAUGUGUAAUACUCAGCCCUACGUAUGUAUAGGUAAUAUAUAUGUCAUGUCAGCUAUGUUACAUAAAGUAAAUGCUCUCUCUCUCAAUUAUAAA
Messenger RNA from Diorhabda carinulata, 7345 nucleotides. RefSeq names its product cAMP-specific 3',5'-cyclic phosphodiesterase. Gene Ontology annotation, cellular component: perinuclear region of cytoplasm; nucleus; cytosol. Gene Ontology annotation, molecular function: 3',5'-cyclic-AMP phosphodiesterase activity. Gene Ontology annotation, biological process: signal transduction. The coding region runs from base 2936 to 5377 and encodes 813 amino acids. NCBI's taxonomy places the organism in Eukaryota, Metazoa, Arthropoda, Insecta, Coleoptera, Chrysomelidae. The transcript has 11 exons. The record is from RefSeq and is a predicted model, not a curated record.